Molecule: messenger RNA, 2560 nt
Organism: Condylostylus longicornis
Lineage: Eukaryota; Metazoa; Arthropoda; Insecta; Diptera; Dolichopodidae
Product: organic cation transporter protein-like
Exons: 8
Coding region: 365-2026 (553 amino acids)
Biological process (GO): transmembrane transport
Cellular component (GO): membrane
Molecular function (GO): transmembrane transporter activity
Source: RefSeq, a predicted model, not a curated record
GGUUUUGAAAAUUUUAAAUAGAAAAAAUCGGUUAACAAGUGUUAUUAAUUUCGCGUUUUUAUAAUAUAAGAAUUAAAAUAAGGAUAAAAUCAAAAAUUUUAAAUAAAAAAAAUCUUGCGUUUAAGGUUCAGUCAUUCAAAUAUUAAAUGGCCAUUAUGUAAAAGACGGAAUGAAAUUCUUAUGAAAACCAAAAAAAAUUUAAAAUUUAAAUUAAAAUUGAAGUUAAAAGCUCCACAUAUGUAAAUGACAAAGGAGUAAAGUAAGAAAGAGAAAAUUAAUUUCAAAAUAUUUAAGAAAUCAAAAUUAUUUGAGUGUAUUUACACACAUAUAAAUAUAAAGCAAAUUAAAGAACAGAUUGACAGCAAUGGAUUUUGAUAGAAUUCUAGAAAAAUGUGGUGAUUUUCAUCGUUAUCAAUUUUUAUUAUUAGGAUUAUACGGCCUAAUUAAUUUAUUAGUAUCAAUGCAUUAUUUUACACAGACAAUAAUUAGUUUUGUUCCAGAACAUUGGUGUUAUCACGAGAAACUUGAAAAUAAAACAUUUGAUGAAAUUCGGGGUAUAUACGCUAAUUUUGAUCAACCUUCCUGUAUAAGGUUUGAUGAUUUAAAUCGAACUCAUGUAGUUAUAAGCAAAAAAACUUGUGAUCGUUGGAUAUAUAAUUAUGAUUAUGGAUAUAAAAGUAUGAAUACAGAGAUGAACUGGGUCUGUGAUUCAGCAUAUAAAGCUCGUAUAGGUCAAUCGCUAUUUUUCAUUGGCUCUGUCAUAGGAACCAUAAUAUAUGGUCUUCUUUCGGAUAGAAUAGGUAGAUUACCGGCAUUAAUUAUAUCAAAUUUAUCUGGAUUCAUUGGUGAUUUCUCAACAAUAUUUACCAGAGAUGUUAUAUCAUUUUCCAUAUGUCGUUUUAUAUCUGGAUUAGCUGCUGAUACAAACUUUUAUUUAAUGUAUAUAAUAGUUUUAGAAUAUAUACGACCAUCAAUGCGUACCUUAGGUUUAAAUUUAGGCACUGGUUUAUUUUAUUGUUUAGGAUUGGUAUUUACUCCAUGGCUGGCGGUGGCAUUAGGAGAUUGGAAAUAUUAUUUAGCGUCAACAUCAAUUCCUUUACUUUCAGUUACCUUAUUUUAUUUUGUAAUUAAUGAAAGUGCUCAGUGGUUAGUAACAUGCAAUGAUGUUGAUGGUGCCAUACAUAGAUUAAAAAAAGUAGCUAAAUUUAAUGGGAAAACUGUAACAGAGGAAGAUUUUGAAGAAUUUCGUAGUUAUUGCGAAAAGCAACGUUCUCUUCAACAAAAAACUGUGGAACAGAAUAAAGAUACGAUUUUAGAUAUGUUUAAAACUCCAAGAAUGCGCAAACAUACCACAAUAUUAUUUUUUAAGUCUAUGGUGAUAACAUUAUGUUACGAUGCAGUGUCACGUAAUAUUGAAGGAAUGGGAAUUUCUCCAUUCACUAUGUUUUCGUUAAGUUCGUUAUCUGUUCUGCCAGCCAGUGUUAUUCUAAUAUUUUUACAAGAUCGUAUUGGUCGGAAGGGUAUGGCAGCAUCGUCGUUGCUUGUAGGCGGAAUAUUUACAGCAAUUGCUGGUGUUACAAUUGCUUAUCAAAAGAAAAAUCAUAAUGUACCAUUGUUGGUAACUUUACAAAUUAUAUCACGUUUCGGUGUUGCCAUAUCAUACGAAUCUGGUGCUCAAUAUGCCACUGAAUUAAUACCAACAUGUGUUCGUGGACAAGGAGUUGCAGCCGUUCACGUUGCUGGCUUUGCGGCAUCAGCUUUAAGUCCAUAUAUAUUAUAUUUAGGAACAUACUUUAAAGCUUUACCAUCAAUUAUAUUGGGAGUUCUUUUCUUUUUAGGAGCUUUUGUAUGUUUACUUUUACCAGAAACGUUACAUAGAACUUUACCAAAGACGGUUGAAGAAGGUGAAGAAUUUGGAAAAGGUGAAAGAAUGUUUGAUUUCCCAUGUAUACCUUCCAAAAAGAAUGAAAAAAAUAAAGAUGAAAUACAUGCAAGUAAUGGUGAUAUAAAUGUAACUCGACUAUAAAGACUAAUAUCGCAAUGAAUAUGAAUCUUCCACUGAAAAUUGAAAUAGAAAUUAGAUAAAAAUAAAACAAAUAAACUCAUAUAGUUAGCUCUUUAUAAUAUGUACUAAAAAACUAAGUCGUUGUACCUCAUCUUAAAAACAAAACAAACAAAGAGGAAAUAUUUAAAUUUACUGAAUUUAUUUCACUUACCUUAGUAUUUUCAAAACAAUUUUUUAUUACAAACAAUCCUAAUAUAUAUGUGUAUAUAAUCCUAUAUAUCUGUAUAAAGGAACAGUAUAAAAGUAUAUAGGCUCAUUUAGCUAAAUUAGUAUUAUGCGUCUCAUUUAGAAAAUAAUGUGCAACUUAAACAAACAUUUUCCUUAAAUCUUCUUUAAAGUUAAACUUGGUACUAAUAUUAUUACUGUGUUUUAAUUGAUACUAAAUUUGAUUUUUUUUUUAAUAAUUCAAAUGAUUCUCCAACAUAUUAAAUAUUCUUGUAAAUAAUAGAAAUAUAAUUAAUUUUUAUAUUUUUAACAAGUCCCUAUUUUUUAAUG